Molecule: messenger RNA, 1012 nt
Organism: Linum tenue
Lineage: Eukaryota; Viridiplantae; Streptophyta; Magnoliopsida; Malpighiales; Linaceae
Source: the annotation of a GenBank genome assembly
UGAAAAGUACCAGAAUGGUGGCCUUGAUGACAUUCUCUCGCUGGUGGCCGUGGAAGAGUUGGUCUUUAAAUUCCGAGAGCAUCAUGUGGAUAAGCUCCCUGGAACAACCCGAGCCACCCGAGGAUCGGAAUCGAGUCGGAAGGGACGAGCGUACCGGUGAGCACUACAAUGUCACUCAGAACCUGACCAAUUGGCCUCCCCUGCCCCGAAGAUUCCUUGUCGUAGUAUCCAUACCGCUUCCCGGCGAUCAUCCGAGUAAUUAUGUUGAUCACCGUGCUCUGGACUACCUCCCCGAUCACAACAACAUUGGUGGCCUUAUCAUCGUUUCCGCCUCCGCCGGUGCUCUGCUGGUAGAGGUCGGCGAUGAGGAAAUGGAUCUCGGAGAUCUGGACGUGGGCGAGGGCCUUGAUCCGAUGGACGGAGAGGAGCUGGGUGGUGAGCAGCUUCCUGAUUUCGCGGAGGUAGGUGCCGUAAGGCGCGAAUCCGAUGCCGGCGUAGUUGUAGCCGAGGAUCUUGGCGUGGCUGGAGUCCGGCCGGAAGGCGAGGAUCCGGUCGUGGGUGGUGAAGCAGUCCUUGACGUCGUCGUAGUCGCUGACCACGACGGUCGGGUUGUUGGCGCCGAGGCGGACGGUGAAGACGGCGCCGUACUUGUCGGCGAAGGAGGCCAGCUUCCGCGCCAGGAUCUGGUUGCCCCUCAGGAGGUGGAGGUGGCCGACCAGAGGCAGGGCACCGGGGAUUUCGGGGACAAUGUUAGUAUCCUGCUGCUGGUUUCGCUUGUUGGCCAGCCGGCGGAGGUGGAAGAAUACGACCACGGCAAAGGCGACGAGGAUUUCGGGGAGAUGCUCUGAAAUAAUCAUGCCGACGGCGACCGUGUGUUCUCCUUUCGUUCGUUGCUGGUUGGAACAGAGAUGGGAACAGCCUUGAACCUGGACAUCUCAGGUUCGAACUCCUUUAAUAAUACUUAAUCACAAAAAAUUAACAUAUAUCACUCUUAUUAAAAAAAAUAUUUAUA